Centropristis striata (black sea bass) is the source of this 2414-nucleotide messenger RNA. RefSeq names its product neurotrypsin-like. Bases 1 to 2100 code for a protein of 699 amino acids. Gene Ontology annotation, cellular component: membrane. The transcript is spliced from 7 exons. NCBI's taxonomy places the organism in Eukaryota, Metazoa, Chordata, Actinopteri, Perciformes, Serranidae. The record is from RefSeq and is a predicted model, not a curated record.
AUGAUUUGUUCCCAAGCGAUCUGGCGUUUACCAAGCCAAACCGGGCAGGAGCCGGCGGGUCAGGGCGAGCAGCUGACAGGGAGACCCGACACAGAGGCCGCAGGUUCCCCAGAUUCACUCCGCGCCGGCGGGGACAAGGAGAGCAGGUCCACGGGGCUGGAACAUCCAAUCCGAACCCGCCACCGGUACCAACCAGGCAGCAGCAGGGUCCACGGGGCUGGAACAUCCAACCCGCCACCGGUACCAACCAGGCAGCAGCAGGGUCCACGGGGCUGGAACAUCCAACCCGCCACCGGUACCAACCAGGCAGCAGCAGGGUCCACGGGGCUGGAACAUCCAAUCCGAACCCGCCACCGGUACCAACCAGGCAGCAGCAGGGUCCACGGGGCUGGAACAUCCAACCCGCCACCGGUACCAACCAGGCAGCGACAGGGUCCAGCGAACGUCGGGAGAUACAAAGGCGAGGUCCCGCUCCAUAUCCACCUCGAUCAGGACGCACCAACCCGGCCCUCAGCCUCACCAGACAGCCACUCCGCUCACCUCGACGGCGGUGACGUUUACGCCGCGGAGGUAGCACAGGAGUGCGGCAGAGCACUGGAGCUGAAACAUGAAGGAGAAUGGAGACCAGUGUUUGGCUCUGACUGGACCCUGAAGACAACAGCAGCUGCCUGCAGAGACUUAGACUGUGGUUCUGCUGUUUCUCUAGAACGGAGAGAGGAGUCCUCAGUCAGAUCUGUGUGGUGGAUCAGCUCUGACUGUGUCCAGUCUGGAUCUGCUCUGAGGGACUGUGCAUUUUCAUAUUCCUCUCAGUCUAUCCUGGAUCUCACCUGUUCAGACUCUGUCAGGCUGGUGAAUGGGACCAGUCUGUGCUCAGGCAGACUGGAGCUGAAGUCUGACCAGUCUAACCAGAGCUGGUCCUCAGUGUGUGAAGCUGACUUUGACCAGCAGGAUGCAGAGGUGGUCUGCAGGGAGCUUGGCUGUGGGGCUCCUUCAGUCCUCCAGGGGGCGCUCUAUGGAGAAGGGGAGGCUCCAAUGUGGACCAAAGAGUUCCAGUGUGGAGGAAAUGAGUCUGCUCUCCUGGACUGUAGAAGCUCAGGCUCAGAUAGAAACACCUGCUCACCUGGCAGAGCUGUUGGACUCACCUGCUCAGAGCCUGUCAGGUUGGUGGGAGGAGACAGUCGCUGUGCAGGAACACUGGAGGUGAAACAUGGAGGAGACUGGAGACCAGUGGUUGGCUCUGACUCUGACUGGACCCUGAAGAUAGCAGCAGCUGCCUGCAGAGACUUAGACUGUGGUUCUGCUGUUUCUGUAAAACGGAGAGAGGGGUCCUCAGACAGAUCUGUGUGGGUGAUCAGCUCUGACUGUGUCCAGUCUGGAUCUGCUCUGAGGGACUGUGUAAUAUCUUCAGAUUCCUUUGAAUUUAUCCUGGAUCUCGUCUGUUCAGACCUGCUGCUUCAGCCCAACAUCUCCUGGUCCUCCUCCAUGGACGGGGUCUCUGAGGCCCAGCAGCAGCAGCAUCAGGAGGAGUUUCAGGUUUUCAGAGGCUCCACCUUCACCAUCAGCUGCUCCAUCCAGCCUCAGUACCCAGGAGGCUCCUUCCAGCUCUCCUUCACCUCCUCCACCUCAGCAAUCAACUACACCCAGCCAGCUGUCAAUCACUCUGCUGACUUCCUGUUUCCUAACCUCACCCAGCCAGCUGUCAAUCACUCUGCUGACUUCCUGUUUCCUAACCUCACCCAGCCAGCUGUCAAUCAGUAUGCCCACUUCCUGUUUCCUGCUGCAGAGCCCGCCCACCAAGGAAGCUACAGCUGUGUUUAUCACGUCCAUGUUUUCUCUCAUAACUUCUCCUCUGAGAGCCGUCAGCUCUCUGUCUCUGUUGUAGAUCCACCAGAUCCACCAGAUCCGAGACCUUUUAUCAUCAGAGCGGUCGUCCUGACGCUGAUUCUGCUGGUGGCGAACAUUGCCUCUUACUUCUAUUUUAAGACCCACAGGGUCUACAGGGUCUACAGGGUGCAGAAGCCCCGCAGACGGGAGGACGUGGAGCUGGAUUAUUAUAACCUGGGUGUUCCUGCAGCUGAAGGAGGGCCGACUGAAGAAUAAGGAGCUCAGGGAGCAGAGUAGCACCUCCAAGCAGCUCGUCUCACACCCACAUGGAUUUAUAUUCACAAGUUCCCUUCAAUAAUCAGGAUUUGUUACAUUACAUUAUGUUGAAAAGACCACAACAUGUCCCUGAGCCUAUCGGUUCCUCCAGAAGACCUAAAACACCUCACUAAAGUAAGAGGUGAGAGCAGGUCUACAGAGUCCAAGCAGCCGGCACGAUUCAAAGCAAACACACAGCGACCCAGGCCGACCAGGAACAACCAGCAGGAUCAUGUUAAAUAUCUAAACACUGUUAGAGCCGGGGCUCUUAAAGC